GGAAAACACGCAGGGCGUGGCCUGCGAAAUGUUACCGAUGUAACGGAAACCGCGAUACCUGCAGAUUUGUUUGAAAGUUUCGUUUGAAAAAUGAAAGUGAAAAAAGUGAGAGAUGAACCGAGUUUCCUGAGAGCCGCGCUGCGCCGCAGCUCCAUCGGAAAUGACUCAUAGGCGCUGAACUGCGCAGCGUGGGUGUGUGCGCACUAUUAAAACACGGCGCAGACUCCUCCGCAUGACUCACUCUGAUGCUCGCUUUUCCAUCUGAAACCAGCGCGGAUCCCAAUCAGAUGAACUUUUGGGAAUUGCGUGGCCGACAGCGAGCAGCUCUCCUCCCGCACUCAGCAUGGCUCCAGCCGCAGUUUGCGCACUAAUCUGCGGGUUUAUUCUGGCGGCUUCCACCGGGAUCCAGGCGGAGAAAGGUCAGUGCCAAACCUCAGAGUUCUUCAGCUCAGACCUGGGAGUUUGUGUUCCCUGCACUUCCUGCAAGCAGUACCCCAAAACCCCGUCCUGCAACACAUGUAAACCUCUGGAGGAGACGCCGCACGUCUGGAAGCUGGCGGCCAUCACCAGCUUCUCGGUUCUGGGCGUGGUUCUGAUCAGCGCUGCUCUGAUCAUCGGCGUCAUGAUGCAUCGACGCAAAUCACACAAACGACCUCUGAGAGAACCCAUCGAAGAGACGGCGGGGCCACUUUACCAAGCUUAAACAGCCGACCUCAUCCCACUCUGCAACCAGAUGUGACCAAACCACAGAGCCUGAGGAACCUCUGGACCACGAGCCGCACACCGGACCCCGGGGCCGCGGCUCCGGCUGCAGACGGGCCCAUCUUUAUUUAUUGGACUGUUGGUGAGGAGCUGAGCUCAGUUCUGAUCGGGUCGGUCAGACAGCAGGCGACCCGCUGAGCCUCUGCUCACCCUGUAGGAAUAGUAACAACGUUAUACACUAGUUUGGUUUCCUGUUCAGGAAACGUCUCUUUGUUUUGCAUUAACUGAGACUCCAACCUGGAGGCUCUUGGUGGGUUUCCAGACGUUUGAUUCCGUUAAGACUUCAACUCGUGUUCUAGUGUGAACUCCGGCGAUGCGGCGCAGCGAUGCGACGAUGCAACGCGGCGAUGCAACGCGGCCUCUAACUGCACACGUGAAGAAGACAAACUGUUCGGCACAUUAAGGCCAUUUGAAUGUAGCUUUAUGAGAAACGUCCCCAGUACGCACCAGCUGAACCGUCCUCAUGCACUCUGGGCCAGGCUUGCAAAGGGCUGACCGGCGGUAGCCCAGGGCGCCACAUUUAGGGGGCACUUCCCAAAAUGUUUAUUUUUUUUACCUCAUAUUAAACACAUGCACUCAUUUUGCAUGUGGUGUUUUUUUAAAUAUUGUUGUUUUUUAUUAAUUUGAGCAACACUCAAAUAUUAAGAUGAUGAAGUUUCAUCUUUUUGGACCAACAUGGCGGCCCCUGCCAGAUGUUUUUACCCAACCAAUCAGCAGUUUGUAGCUGCUAAUUUGUCAGUGUUUGUUACAGAGCCCCCUAGUGGCCAGAGGGACCUUUUUCUUUUGCAUUUCCUCUCAGUAAUGUUUUCACUGCUCAGUUAAUGUGACGUCUCUAAAACUGGAAGACUUUUUCAUGUAUGUUUGUAUCUCGUUUGUGACGUAUCAGAAGGUUUCUAUCUUUAGGACACAAACGCAGCACAAACUUCUGUGCAAAAGUAAAACAGGUCAAACAUGGCAUUUAAAGGGGCGGUUUAAAAAAAAUCCUGUUGUAUCUUUAAAUCAUGUUUCCCCUGGAAUGUAGAUUUAUUUCUUUCAUGCAUGUUUGUGAAAUCAAUCUCCAUGGCAACCAUUCAGUUGCGUAAAACACCUGGGUGGACCUAGCCCCGCCUUCAAGAUGCAGCUCCUCCCUCUCAACUCCUUCAGACUAGCCAGCAGCAAUUAGCAAACACAUUUAUUGAGCUCAUUAUAGGAACUGCUGCUCAGAGCAACGCUGGUAAAAAUGUUGUUAAAGGGUUAACAGAGGAGCCAUGUUGGAAUGACUUCCUGGAGGCGGAGCUUCAGAACCAUCAGGAGUUUUUAAAGAGAGAGACCCAAUUUCAAGGUGUUAAAUCAGGAAGUUCUUUCUCAUUUAAGUUAUUUAUUAACAUGCUAACUUGAUGAUGCUAUAAAAUAGCAUCAUGUGUUAAGGAAAUACAUAACGGCCCUUUAAAUUCCUUUUAAGACAUUAACAGAAACUUAGAUCCAAGCUAAUUAUGCUAUUUUUGAGUUAUUUUCAUGGAGAAAAACAAUCCCUGACAUCCCUUAGGGGGCGCUGUAUUUUGUAAAUCACAUCUGUAACAGAUUUUUAAAAUGUUUUAAUUUUCGGUGGGUUUGGGCUCCAAACUGGUCUCCAGCCCAGGGCCUCCUAUUCCUCUAAAUCCGGCCCUGUUUUCACUGUUACUGCCUCUCCUGAGACCAGCAGACAGUUUUUAAUGAAUUUUCCGCUCGUUCCAGCGCUGUUGUUCUGUUUUUACUGUGCCUGACUUUCAGAAGAGGCGGCUCACAUCCGCGUCUCGGCGCUUGCAGGACAGGAUGUGAAACACUAGACACUCACUCCAAACUGCUAACAUGUGGGAAUGCUGCGAGGAAUGCGCUGCGGAGCAGGAAAAAACCUGCAGUGUUUUAGUUGGAGCUCCUGGACGCUCUUCCCACAUGUUUCUGUGACUUUACAGCUAAAGCAGCAAAACAAGGGAUGAGUUUGCUUGUUCAAUUUAUCAUAGGUUUUCUAUCAGAUUGUAACAGACGUGGUUUUUCAAACUGUUGAGCUAAUUUCAAGGUAGUUUUAACUGCAUUGAGGAAUCACUUCACAAAUAGUUUUUUUAAUUUUUUUUAGAAGAUGUGUAUAUUAUUUAUUUUUUUAAGCGUCUCAGCGCAGCAACUCUGACUGUGAGGAAGAGAAGUGCAUUUCAAAGAGACUCCAGUGAAGGUCUUUAGUGAAAAGCUAAUUAACAUUUUGCUUUUAUUCUCCUGCUUCGUUUCUUCCUUACAUGCACUGGCUUCUCUUACUUCAAACUUUUGUGUAGCAAAUAUAUUUUCACAAUAAAACUGACAACUUUU
Molecule: messenger RNA, 3078 nt
Organism: Poeciliopsis prolifica (blackstripe livebearer)
Lineage: Eukaryota; Metazoa; Chordata; Actinopteri; Cyprinodontiformes; Poeciliidae
Exons: 5
Coding region: 344-703 (119 amino acids)
Biological process (GO): positive regulation of apoptotic process
Cellular component (GO): plasma membrane
Molecular function (GO): protein binding
Source: RefSeq, a predicted model, not a curated record